AUGUUUUCUCCUGAUGUGAUCAACAAGGCACUUGGAAGAAGUGUUGCUGCAGUUGUUGAUGAAGAGUCAUCCUUGGAUGUAGUUGCCAAGGAACUCACUGCUGGGAAGGUUCAGAAAUGGCCCAAGAAGAAGCUUUUGUCCACUGGGAAUCUCAGUGUGAAGUAUGCAAUCCUUAACAGGAUUGGUACUGUGAAUUGGGUCCCUACCCAACAUACCUCUGCCAUCUCUGCCACUCUUGCCAGGUUAAUUUACAAGAUUGGUAAUAUGAUUUCUGUUGAUUUUGGUACUUUUGUGUUUGAGCAGACCUUGAAGCAUGCAGAGACAUGUACUGUGAAGUUGCCUAUCUCUUUUCCAUCUCUGAUCACAGAGAUCAUUAUGCAACAACAUCUCAAGAUUGGCAGGGAUGAUGAGGAGGCUAUGCCCAAAGGUGGUCCUAUCAGUUUGGACCAUCGUUUGCUUUAUGGGCCUCAUGUCGCAGACAUUGCUGUGCCAUCCAGCAGGACAUUUGCAUCUGCUCCUGUGAGCAAGGCUGGAAGAAGGGUUGUUAUUGAUGAAUUGCAGGCUGUGUCUAAGGCUCUUCAAGAGACUAUCACUACAAGCACUGCAAGGAAGGCCAAGGUGGAUGAGUUGUUGCUCAAGCUUCAAGAGGAAGAGGACCAAGAGGGUGAGACAAGUGCUACCCCUGCUGCUGCUGCAGAUACAAGCACUGAUGAAGAGGAAGGAUCUGAUGAGAAUGGAGAAGAAACUACGGAGGAAUCCAGUUCUGAUGAUUAA
Lotus japonicus is the source of this 774-nucleotide messenger RNA. RefSeq lists its product as uncharacterized. The coding region runs from base 1 to 774 and encodes 257 amino acids. The record is from RefSeq and is a predicted model, not a curated record. The transcript has a single exon. Lineage: Eukaryota; Viridiplantae; Streptophyta; Magnoliopsida; Fabales; Fabaceae.